Molecule: messenger RNA, 870 nt
Organism: Saccostrea cuccullata (small rock oyster)
Lineage: Eukaryota; Metazoa; Mollusca; Bivalvia; Ostreida; Ostreidae
Exons: 1
Coding region: 1-870 (289 amino acids)
Biological process (GO): DNA integration
Molecular function (GO): nucleic acid binding
Source: RefSeq, a predicted model, not a curated record
AUGGAUUUCUGUGGACCAUUUCCAUCUGGAUCCUACUUAAUGGUCGUUGUUGAUGAUUAUUCAAGGUACCCUGUAGUCGAAAUCUUAUCAAGAUUAACAGCAAAGGCAGUGAUACCGAAACUAGAUAACGUUUUCGCCUUAUUUGGAAUUCCUGAUGUAGUCAAAACCGACAAUGGACCUCCGUUCAACGGAUCACUCUUCAAGGAGUUUGCAAAACAUCUAGGAUUUCAACAUAGGAAAAUUACACCGUUAUGGCCACAAGCUAAUGGAGAAGCGGAACGAUUCAUGAAGACCAUUGGAAAAGCGAUUCGAGCCGCACAUGCCGAACACAGAAGCUGGAAACAGAAGUUAUAUUGUUUUUUGCGCAACUAUAGAGCGACGCCACAUGCAACAACAAGCGCAACACCCGCUGAAUUACUACUAGGCAGAAAAUUAAAAACCAGAAUUCCCGAGAUUAUUCCAUCGUCCAAAAACACGGAAAUAUCACGUAAAGAUCAAAAAGAAAAAGAAAAAAUGAAGAGAUAUGCAGACAUUAGAAGAGGAGCACUAGAUCAUAAGCUGCAACCGGGAGACAAAGUUCUUGUAAAACAACAAAAACAAGACAAACUAUCAACUCCAUACAGUCCCGAGCCGUACGAAGUAGUUAAACAAAAAGGCUCUAUGAUAACCGCUAAGAAUGAUAACAAAGAAGUCACCAGAAACGCAUCCUUCUUCAAGAAAAUUAACGAACACGAAAGGUCAGCCGAGGUAACAGACGAUUCCAGUGAUGAAUUAAUUACCGCACAGCCGGAGCCUAGACGGUCAACUCGCGAGCGCAGACCACCAGCGCAUCUGAAAGAUUACGUGUGUGCACAGUGCGAAGAUUUGUAA